AUGAAGUACUAUGAGCUGAUAACUACAAAAAAUGUGGUAACUGCAGCUACAGGGGCUGGAGCCAUCUAUCUGUUGGCCAAGACUCUCCUAGCAGCGCUCCGAAGUCCUUCAUUCAAGUCAGCGCCAAGAGAUUUGGCCAGAUUUUCUGUUGAGUAUCACCCGGCUCCAUGUGCAAGAUCGACCCUUCCUGGAGAACUCAGAAGGACCCUACAGUCUCUCAAACCAAACCUAGAUGGCUCCUCCAAAAAGGCGGCACUUCACACCAUCACCCAGUGUGUCUUUCUAAAGGAAUCAGAGGCAAGUACUUGUACCUAUGAUGAUAUAAAAUUAGUGGCAUCGUUCCUGGAUGACCCAGAAAAAGUCAUCAAAACUGAGGCUUUAAAUGCUCUUAGAGCUUUCACAAGUAUUUGGAAGUUUAAAAUCAAAAUCCAGGAAUAUAUCCCCAAGAUCAUUGAACUGGUCGCCAGAAACCGGGAUGGCAACCUGCAGGCUGCCGGGCUGCGGCUAAUUAAUGGAUUGCAGUUACCAGAUCAUGUUUACACAAUGCUGAAGGUGCUGCUACCAGACUUCAUGGAAAUCCUGCUAACGGCAGACAUUUUGACUAAGGUGCAGGUUCUCAAGCUUCUUAGUACAAUGGCCCAAAAGGACGAUCUGCUCUAUGACAUCUUGAAUUGCCAGGUACCACCUGAAUUCUUGAGCCUCUUCCAUCCUUCUUUGCCUGGGAACCUGCUUCAUGAGAUGCUAGUCUUCGUGGAGCGGCUUAAUGAGAGGCGCCUGACCCCACAGUACCAGUCAAUUCACUGGCAGUACAACAAUUUCUCCCUUCACAGCAUCAUCUUUGGCGAGAAUUCCCGUCUUUCUGACCGCCUGCUUGCUCUCAUCAUCCACCCAGAGGAAGAGGUGCAGAUCCAGGCCUGCAAAGUCAUUCUCAGCCUCCGUCUCAAUAAGGAGGAGAGCAAGGUCAUCAGCAGCCUCCCUUUCAGUGCUGACAUCAGUAGCUACUCCAAUGACCCUUCACUCGGCAACCUCCCAUUUAGACCAAGGAUCACUUCCUCUCCUGUCACUAACAAUGUCAUUUUUGAUGCCUCCUCUGGUGGCCAGCAACUAGUUGACGCUGGCCACAACUUUCAACCCCUUCAAGGCACUAAUGACACUAGCCAUAGUUCCUAUCCCCAUCAGAACGCUGGGCACAACUUCCAGGCCCUUACUAGCAGCAAUAUCACCAGCCACUCUGUUGACACUAUUAACAGUAGCCCUGUUCUUCUUGACCCCAUGGGUGCCUUCCUUCCCAUUGCAACUGCUUUCUCAGAUGAAGACAGUGAAGGCAGUGACAAUCGCUAG
Messenger RNA from Gekko japonicus, 1341 nucleotides. Its product is annotated as armadillo repeat-containing protein 12-like. Bases 1 to 1341 code for a protein of 446 amino acids. Gene Ontology annotation, cellular component: nucleus. NCBI's taxonomy places the organism in Eukaryota, Metazoa, Chordata, Lepidosauria, Squamata, Gekkonidae. The transcript is spliced from 6 exons. The record is from RefSeq and is a predicted model, not a curated record.